Danaus chrysippus (African queen) is the source of this 2721-nucleotide messenger RNA. The record is from the annotation of a GenBank genome assembly. NCBI's taxonomy places the organism in Eukaryota, Metazoa, Arthropoda, Insecta, Lepidoptera, Nymphalidae.
AUGGAAGCUGUAGAAGAAGUUUCAGUGUCUGAUGCAGCUCCGUGUGUUUCAAAGUCCGAAGACAGCGAUGUUGUCGCUAAAGACUCUAAUGAGGUUUGUACGUCAAAUGGGGUUGAAUCCGCCGGAAAAAAUGAGGAAGCGCAUUCGGAUGUGAAUAACACUGAGAAAAUUUCUAGUGACACAGUAAACGAAGUAGAAGUUAAAGCUAACGAUAUACAUUGUAAUGAUAUUGAUGUCCCAGAAAGCGUCCCACCCAUCGAACACGAUGUAGUAGUAGAAGAAGUUCAUGAUAAAGACAUAGUUAUCGAAGAAAAUAUUGAAGAAGUAGAAACAGUUGAGACUGUUGUAACUGAAGUAAUUGUAGAUGAAACCGGGGCUGACUCUGAACCCAGCAAACAAGAGGUUGUUUCAGAAGCUGUAGAAGAAGUGGUAAUACCGACCAAUUCAGAAGAAGUGAAAUUCGAAACAGAAAUACUUAUUGAAGAAAAUGAUUUUAAUGAAAACGUUUUGACUAAUAACGAAGAAAUUGAUUCCUCGAAUUAUAUUUUAAAUGACUUGGCACCAAAUAUUGAAUUAAGUGAAGUAUUGAGAUCAUCGGAUGUUGCCGAUAAUAGUGAGAAUAAUAAUAGCACUGACAAACAAGAAGUAUUUAAUAAGGAGGAGUUAUUGGAUAUAUUAGAAGGAAAUGAUAUAAAUGAAGAAAAUGAUAAUAGCGAGUCCUUGAAAAGUAAUUCAAAUAAAUUGUCUGAGGCUGAAAUAGCAUUAAAGCAGCUUUCAAAACUUAAACGGCGAAGAAAUAAAACAAAAGUAGCAGAAAAGACACCAAAGGCAAACACAGUAAACAAUAAAUCUCAUAAAGUUGAAACUGAAGUUGUUUCAGAAAACAAGCCACAGCAAGAGGAACAAAAGAAAAACAUUGUCAAAGUGUUGGUUAUGGAUUGGGAAGAUGAGGAAACGGCUGAAGGCCAUCAGCCUAAUAACAUUGUUGAAGAAAGUGAAGCUCUGUUAAAAGAUACAGAAGAUGUUAAAAUGAGUCAGGACGAAGUAAUCAACCAGACUGGCAAUGAUGACCAAGUUACACAGGAUUCUUCUAUGGCUGAAGAUGCAUUACAACCAUCAGAUAAAAAUGAAGAAAUCCCCCCUCGCAGGCUGAGCAGAGUCAUAAAGAAGAAAGUCAUCUUUGAUCCUGACAACCCAGAUACAUUUACGAAAGGAAAAACUCCAGUUAAGAGCAAAGAAAUUAUUUGCAAUAAAGAUCAAACACCAUCAAAGAAAUUAAAGCCUGAGCAAAAUAUUCAAAUGCCUAAGUCAAAGUCACCUUUGUCUAAACUGCAGUGGAAAAAACCGUCUCCUAAAAACAACAAGCAAAACAAAAGAUUAACAGAAGUAGACAAAUUACUUAUGGACGAAGGGGCAGUGAACAUGAUAUACCAAUUGACUCCCGAAGCAACCAAAGGAAAGAAGAAUAUGAAAACCAAGGCUGAAUUUAUAAAAAAACUCCAAAGCUCCACACCAGAGGGCAAGGAAAUGAAGUUUAGAGAAAGGAAAAAGGAGUUAAUAAAGUAUGAAGACGGAGAACCAAAGAGAAUCCUCAGCGGCAAACAAAGAGCUUCCCUAAGCAGCUCGGUCAAGUCUCCUGCCAGCGAGGACUUUGAAACACAUAGUGCAGACGACUCCAUUAUAUACAGACGUCACUCAUCAAGUUCUUAUUCCAGCAGUUGUAUGAGUCCCCGCCGCCUCAGUGAUGUUGAAGGAGGCAGUACAAAUAGUAAUACACGAUUGUCACAGCAAUCAACAUCCACUGAAAGUCCGGCAGAAGUUAAAACAAACAGCAACGUAGAACACGAGGGGCAGCCAGCCAGAGACAUGUUCAAUCCCGAGUCAGAUAAUACGCCGGCUAGUGAAAUAAUAAACAAAAGUGAUUGUCUGUCUAUCAAAGAAAAGUUAAAUUCGAAACUGAGUUUAGCUCUCAACAAACGGAAAAGGGAAGCUUCUAAGAAUGAAAAACCAGCGAAACAGAAAAAGAUAGUAAAGACAGCUGAACAAAAAGAUAACGUUCUCAUUGUACCAAAAGAAGAAAUCGAUAAAUUUAAUUUCGUAUCGAUCACGCUUGAUCAAAGAUUAGCCAUUAUAAACGUCCAAAACACAGGGGAGAAAAUUGGGGUUGAGGUUUUGAAGGAGUUAGAAAUGGCAUUGAACUAUAUAGACAAAAGAAAAGACAUAUCAAUCACGAUGUUCUCAUCUCAAUGUGGAACCAUAUGCUCCUUGCUCGAUCUGGCGCUGCUGGUGAAUGAGAACAAAGAAAUCAGGGUUCAUCACGCUACAGAAUUAGCUGAAACUAUUAAAGGCCUGCUGAGUUCCGCGGCCCGCCACAGUAAGUUGGUGUGGUGCGGCGUGGCGGGCGCUUGUUCUGGCCUGUCUUUGUCGCUGGCCGCCCUGAGCGACGUGUCUUUAGCGGCGGAGGACGCGACCUUUGCCCUCACACGCGCCGGCUCCUCUCCGCUGCUCCCCGGGGCAGCUGUCCUCACAUCACGAUGUCAACUAUCGCAGGCACUGGAUCUGAGAUUAUGUGAACGACUUAUUUAUAUUCGGGCGUCGUCUAACAGCGUCGGAGGCGGUGUCGGGAGGUCUUAUAAGUCGCACGCUGUACCCGGACAGAUUCGACGAACAGAUGAUGAACAUAGCCAAAGACGUGGCUGCGCAGCCUGUGCAGGUGUGUGA